Messenger RNA from Saccostrea cuccullata (small rock oyster), 6214 nucleotides. Its product is annotated as carboxypeptidase D-like. NCBI's taxonomy places the organism in Eukaryota, Metazoa, Mollusca, Bivalvia, Ostreida, Ostreidae. The record is from RefSeq and is a predicted model, not a curated record. The transcript is spliced from 26 exons. Bases 1 to 5079 code for a protein of 1692 amino acids. Gene Ontology annotation, biological process: protein processing; peptide metabolic process. Gene Ontology annotation, molecular function: zinc ion binding; metallocarboxypeptidase activity.
AUGCGGGAUUGUAGACGUGUAAUGGAUAGAAAAAUGCAUCACAUUGUUCUUUAUUUCGUUAUUUUUCUUCAUUUUGAUUAUUUGACAGCUUCGGGAACUGACGGAACUAUUGACUUUUCUAAGUAUCACCAUUAUGAGGAACUGUCGAAGUUUCUUCAUGACAUGGCGUCUAAAUACCCUAAAAUAUCUCGCCUUCAUACCAUCGGUAAAAGUGUGAAAAACAGAGACUUACUUGCUCUUCAGAUUACAGACAAUAUAGAAGGAGUGGAACCUGGUGAACCUAUGUUCAAAUACGUUGGCAACAUGCACGGAAAUGAAGCGAUAGGGAGGGAAAUUCUCAUUUAUCUUAUUCAGUAUCUCCUUGAACACUAUGAAAAAGAUGAUAGAGUCACUGCUCUGGUGAAAAAUACAAACAUUUAUAUCAUGCCCACCAUGAAUCCUGAUGGUUUUGAAAAUGCAGUUGAAGGUCAAUGUGAUGGAGAGGUUGGGAGGGAAAAUCAAAAUAAUGUGGAUCUUAACAGAAAUUUUCCUGAUCAGUUUGAUGGAAACCCAAGGAAUCACGAAAUACAACCAGAAACUAAGGCAUUGAUGGAUUGGAUUGAAGGACAACAGUUUGUUCUUUCUGCAAAUCUUCAUGGGGGGAGUGUAGUGGCUAGUUAUCCUUUUGAUGAUUCCGCUGACCAUAGGAUGAGUGGAGAGUACAGCGCGGCUCCAGAUGAUGCUGUAUUCAAACAACUUGCGCAUGUUUAUGCUAACAACCAUAAAACAAUGAAGUCUGGGAGACACUGUGGAGAUAACUUUCCAGAUGGUGUUACUAAUGGUGCACACUGGUAUGAUGUCCCAGGUGGAAUGGAAGACUACAAUUAUCUCCACAGUAAUUGUAUGGAGAUUACCAUUGAGCUGUCUUGUUGUAAAUAUCCUAAAGCAUCCCAUCUGAAAGAAGAAUGGUACAACAAUAAAGAGUCAUUGUUGUCCUUCAUGGAACAGGUGCAUAAAGGAGUAAAAGGGUUUGUCCAGGAUGCAGAGACAAAGAAUGGAUUAAGAAAUGCUGUGAUUAUGGUGGAAGGAAUCAAGCAUAACCUCACCUCCUCCUUCUUUGGGGACUACUGGCGACUUCUGGUACCCGGUACUUACAAGAUAACAGCUGUAGCUGCAGGCUACCAACCACAGACAAAAAGUGUGUCCGUGAAUGCUGGACCAGCUACUGAGAUGAGUUUUAUGUUGGUUAAAAGAGCAACUGAUAGGAACAGCAAUGUACCAAAGGUAGAGGAGAGUAAACCAACAACACAGGAACCAGUAAGUACCAAAUCCCCUACAACUCCCACAGACAAAUCCCAAAACACUCCUACUCCCGUGGUACCCACAACCUUAGACACCAGUAUACCCGAGGGACCUGACACCCUGGAAACCUUGGUCCAACACAUCAACAAAAUCAAGGACUACUCACACAGGGAAAAGGUCAACUUCAUUGAACCAAAGGAAUUCCACCACCACAAUUACGAAGAUAUGGAAAAGUUUAUGACACGUUUUAAUAAGAAGUAUCCAAAUAUUACUAAACUGUACAGUAUUGGACUUAGUGUACAAGGCAGACAUUUAUGGGUGUUGGAAAUCACUGAUAUCCCUGGAAAACAUGAACCUGGAGAACCAGAAUUCAAGUAUAUUGGAAAUAUGCAUGGCAAUGAAGUUGUUGGAAGGGAAAUUCUCCUCAACCUUAUUCAGUUAUUGUGUGAAAAUUACAACAAGAACCAUUUCCUGACUCUGAUGGUCAAUUUAACAAGGAUCCAUAUAAUGCCCUCAAUGAAUCCAGAUGGAUAUGAAGUAGCAGAAGAAGGUGAUGUACAGGGAGUUCUUGGGAGACCAAACGCUCAUGGCAUUGACCUGAACCGGAAUUUCCCUGACCAGUACCAGACCACUCAGAUCAAUAAACACCAGGAACCGGAAACCCAGGCCGUCAUGUCCUGGUUACAGAAAUACCCCUUCGUCCUGUCAGCUAACCUACAUGGGGGGUCACUCCUGGCUAACUUCCCCUAUGAUGAUACUCGAAGUGGUUAUUCCGUCUACAGCAAGUGUCCAGAUGAUGCAGUUUUUAAAGUUAUUUCAGAGGCUUACUCUUUGGCUCAUUCCACAAUGCAUCAAGGACAUCCCUGUCCACAGAUUGAUGGUGAAUACUUUAAAGAUGGAAUAACUAAUGGAGCUCAGUGGUAUAGUGUGUCUGGUGGAAUGCAAGACUGGAAUUACUUACACACAAAUUGUUUCGAGAUAACAAUAGAACUUGGCUGUACAAAAUUUCCAUUGACCAAAGACCUGCCAAGUUACUGGGCUGCCAAUAAAUUUGCCUUACUAGAAUUUAUAACAAAGGUACAUAAAGGGGUGAAGGGCUUUGUUAUGGACACCCACCCAGACAGUCCGCUGGUGAAUGCAGCCAUUUCUGUGGAGGGUAUAGAUCAUCAGAUUCACACGGCCAGUGAUGGGGACUACUGGAGGUUACUGGCCCCGGGGAACUACAAAAUCACAGCCUCACAUGAAGGUUACAAUUCACAGACCAUUCAAGUCCAUGUAACCUCUGAUGUGGCAGUUGAGGUCAACUUCACAUUGACCCGAAAUGAACUUGACCAGUGGUCACAGAGCCAGGACUUUGAUAUCAAGGAAAACAUGGAGAGAGUUUACACAAACAGCACAGAUCUUCUGGCAGAGAUGAGAAGUUUAGCUGAAGGUCAUCCAAAAAUUAUGGAGGUCACAGUACUUCCCACAAACAUGAAAAGAUCGGUUUCACCAAAUGCACCCUAUAUGGUCCAUUUGUCAGCUAAUUUAGAUAAACAUGAAGAUGAGAAGCCACAUGUACUUCUGAUUGGAGGGUUUUAUGAUGGCAAAAGUCCAGUGGGGGCUCAGUUAUUAACAAGAUUUAUCCGACAUCAAAUAAAAGGUUACGAAAUGAAAAAUUCGGAAACCAUGAAGAUGUUUCAGGAUAUUCACCUUCACAUCAUUCCAAACAUUAACGUCCCAACUCUAGAGGAGGAGAUAAAACUCUCUCAGAACCAUAGCUGUGUUCCAGAGCCUAAUGGACUAGUGUUUAAUACUACUCAUCCUGCAAGUUUGCUACAUCAGUUGAAAGAACAACACAAGUUUGAUGUCAUUUUCACUGUUGACUCUGGUGGUCUUUUCAUAAUGAUGCCCUAUGAGAGAUUACAUAAUAACGCAGCAGCAACAGAGGAUGAGGAGGUAUUCCAGUCGCUUGCCCAUGCUUUUGCCGACAAAUACCCUGAGAUCUAUCAGCCAGAUGCCUGUAUAACCUCACCUAAUCACGGCAUCUUCCACGGGGCAGAACUCCACAGUCAAACAUCAGGCAUCCUUGAUGACAUGUAUACAAACGGCCAUUCCUACAUGAUAUCUGCCUUUGUGAGCUGCUGUAGACUUCCACCUCCUGACCAGUUACCAGACCUAUGGAUGAAAACUAUGCAGCCACUAAAACAGCUGGUACUGAGAAGUCAACAGGGUGUAUCUGGACAAGUUUUAGACAGCAGUGGUAGAGUGGUGAAGAACGCCACUAUAACAGUUGAUAGUAAGACUGGAGUGUUUACAGCAGCUGAUGAUGGCCAUUUCUACAUUCCCCUUACACAGGGGGUACAGACUAUACACAUCAAAGCUGAAGGAUAUGAGCCACAAUCACACCAAGCUGUUAUCCAGAGAGAUUCUACCUCUGCAGUACAGGUACGACUAAAUACAGAACUGAAGGAGAUGGGGUACCACACAGAAGCUGCCAUGAAGGAAUUCCUCCUGAAUGUCUCCAGACAGUGUCAGGAACUGGUCAAUAUCCACAGCCUUGGAAAAUCUUCAAAUAACAAAGAUAUAUGGAUGCUGGAUUUUGGAAGUAAAACGAAAACACAUACCUCCCAAACACAUAUGCUGUUUUUGGCUGGUAUCCAUGGUAAUGAAGCUGUUGGGCCAGAGAUCUUGGUGCAGCUGGCCAGUGAGCUGUGUGAAUCGUACGGAAAAGAUUCUGUUUUAACAAAGAUGGUGAACAUAUCUAUGGUUCAUGUCCUCCCGGUCCUUAACCCAGACGGAGCCGUAGUUGCUUCCCCUGAUGGCUGCAGUGACACCAAGGGCCAAAACAAUGCCAAAAAUGUCAACCUACUUUUUGACUUCCACACUGAUGAUAACAGGAAGAGCGAGGUACAACCAGAGACCCGUGUAUUGAUGGAUUGGAUGAUGAAGGUCCACCCUACAUUGACAUUCUUGUUUAGAAGUGGAUACCAGGGGGUCAGAACUCCAGCAUAUGUGAAUCUGAACCAUCAGGAGAAAUUAGCAUUUGAUAAUCUUGGCAGUAAAUUCACCAAUAUACUUUUAUCAAUAAAGGAAACUGGAAAGAUGGACUGCCAAAAAGGCAGUGAUACUUUCUCCAAUAGCAGUUUUCUGGAAUAUGCCUAUAAACACUGUCAUUCCAUUCCUAUGGAGAUUUCCACGGGAUGUUGUCAUCACCCCAAUGAAGAUCAACUCCUCAACAUUUGGCAUAAACUCAGGGAGCCACUGUUAGACAUGGUCACAGAGGCUAAUAAAGGAUUUACUGGAGUUGUUGUAGACAAAGAAAAUAAAAAACCAAUGAUAAAUGCCACAUUACAAGUCAAGGGCCUUAGCUGGACGUACCAAGUAAACGAGGAGGCUAAAUUCCAUGUUUAUCUUCCCCCCGGCAGCUAUCAAGUCAUCAUCAAGUGUCAUGGCUACCAAGACAAGAAGAUGAGUAUUAAGGUGCCUAAUACAGAAGAAGGAAGAUAUAAUACAGUGAUUCAGCUGGAAUCACCAGACACCAUACUGGGGUUCUCUCAGACUGCAUUUAUUGUCUUCACCUCCCUGACUAUAUUGGUCCUGUUGUUGUUAUGUACUGGAAUUAUCUGUGUAAAAGCCAGAACUUCCAAAAAAUCAGCAGGAUUUUCCCGGCUUAAAUUUGAUGAUGAUGAAGAAGAUUUUGAUGAAUAUUAUGACAAUGGAUCGACAAAGAAGUUCAUAAACAAGGAGUACCAUGACUACAGCUCAGAUGAAGAAGAUAAUAUGUUUGACAAAAAAUUAAUUAAGAAUUCACGGUAAAUUGUUAGCCAUGGUUUCUUCUCGUGGUCAGAUUUAAAGUUUUUGUUCUUCCAAGGAACUAAAGCAAUCAAUUGUUUUUCAUCUAUAACAUGUAUCAGCAAAAUAAUCUGUGUAUAAACUUACACAAAAUGGAUUCUGUAUUCAGCUACCAAUAUUGCUUUAUCAUGUGUCAAGGUUUAUAUAUUUGAUUUCGAUGGUAAUUAGAUUUUUAAGUGCAAUCACUUGAUGUAAAAAUCUUGUUUUAUGGUACUGGUCAAAGACCAGAAGUAGUCUGUCCAUUAUCCACCUGUCUGUCUGUAAGUCUGUAAAUUUCAAACAAGAUUUUAAUAUUUUUGUUCAGUUUCAACAUGACUACAAUGUAUAAGCACAGUGUAUACAGGGACUAGUCACAUUCAGGUUUUGAGCUUUUGAUAUCAAUGAAUGGUGUUAUGAUAUUUUUCAAAAAUUAUUUUUUCCCCAGUAUCUUAUUUAUUUCAAUAUACUUGGAUCACAAUAAGACUACUAUAAGAUGUAAACAUAUACAUGUAUUAGUGUUUCUUUGGUGAAUCUAUGGUUAAUAAGAGUUAGAAUUUUUUAAAAACAUCUUUCAAAAUGCUCCUUUUCUUCUAAACGUUACAAACCAGAGGAGCUGUACAGCGUUGGGGGACUUCUAGUUUUGUUUUUGUUUUCUGCUUUAUAAACAGGAAUAAAAUAUCACUCACAAGUAAAAUAUACUGUUCACUUCCCACUGAGGGUUUAUUGUCUCGUUCCUCAACAUUAUCCCACUGAUUUAUUAUGGCUCAGUUCCUCAAAAACUCGGGAAAAUAAUGCAUAUUUUAUUUACCUGUACAUAGCAACUGACUUUUAAAGUGUUAAGUACCAAGUGCCUAUUUUCAUAUUUAUCUAAACGGUGUGUUUUGUUCCAAUUACUACAUUAUAUACAUUUAUAAAUAAAUUAGGUGUUCGACAUUUACAAAAAUUUGUCUGGCAUUACUUAUGUUGUUAUACUUCAUUGUAUCUUGGUGUAAUUAAUUCUUUAAGUUUUUCCAUGAAAAGCAUUUGUAUUUUUUUUUUUAUCUUAAACUUAUUUUAACUAUUGUGUGCAAAAUAUUUGUACAUUUUCUUUUAAAGAUAAAUUUAAUUUGAAUAUAAUUAU